Molecule: messenger RNA, 1119 nt
Organism: Cannabis sativa
Lineage: Eukaryota; Viridiplantae; Streptophyta; Magnoliopsida; Rosales; Cannabaceae
Product: protein CRABS CLAW
Exons: 8
Coding region: 276-833 (185 amino acids)
Biological process (GO): multicellular organism development; cell fate commitment; leaf development
Cellular component (GO): nucleus
Source: RefSeq, a predicted model, not a curated record
UACACAAAUAUAUAUUACAAAUCAUACAUAUGAAUUAUAUGUCUUUCUCUAGAUGAUCUAUGUCUCUCUUUUAUACUUAGUAUGGCAUAAUAAGGUUACUAUUAUUUUUAAAAUUUGCUUUUGUAGCAGGGCUAUGUAACAAUCACAUAUUCCCACGCAAUUAGCAAGAAAAUGGUUUGUUUUUAUAUAAAUAUAGUCGCAGGAAUAGCUAAUAAAGCUGUUUACUUAUAACUGUGGGGUCUGCAAAAACGCAGCUAUAUAGUAGUGCAGGGACAAUGACCAGUAUAGCGCACGAGGAGAAAGUGAACAACAUGGAGUUCACUCCACCGUCCGAUCAUCUCUGCUACGUCCGAUGCAACUUCUGUACCACCGUUCUUGCGGUUGCUCUUCCAUACAAGCGUUUCCUGGACACAGUGACAGUGAAAUGUGGUCACUGCAGUAACCUUUCCUUUCUUAGCACCAGACCAACUCCACUCCAACCUCAUCAAUUUCUCGAUCAAUAUCCCUUGAUGACUCAUCUUCCGGGGUUUUGCAAUAAUGAUCAUUUGAGGAAGGGUUCAUCAUCAGGAUCCAGCCCAUCCAGUACCACGUCUGGCGAUCCAAUGUCCUCAACAGGAGCUCCCUUUGUUGUUAAACCUCCUGAGAAGAAGCACAGGCUACCUUCAGCUUACAAUAGAUUCAUGAAAGAGGAGAUUCAACGCAUCAAAUCGGCCAAUCCUGAGAUUCCACAUAGGGAAGCUUUCAGCGCUGCAGCCAAGAAUUGGGCUAGGUACAUUCCUCAUCCGCCUGCUGGAUCAGUUUCGGGAAGCAACAAAAGGAUUUUGCAGCAAUGAGAAGUUGUCUUAAAUCUCAUCAUUGCAUGGAGAUUCAAAUAAAUGGGACCAUAUAUAUAUGUAAUAUAUGUGGAGAUCGAGCACUUUCAGCCCACAAGUUAACUAGCUAGGUUCAUGAAGAGAGCACUGCAUUUGAUGUGUUUCUCAAAUGUAUGUUUUGGACUUUGGUUUUAUGUUUUAUUAAUUUUCCUACUGAACUUAAUCUUAGAGGUACUUUUAUUGAAACUAUUAAUUAGCUUAUUAUUAAUUCCCACUACUCUAUUAAUUAAUUAAAUAAUAUGGAUGU